CCGCGCAGCGGGGGAUGCCCCGCACGCCGCUGCCAUCGGGGGCCGCGGAGCCGCUCCCGGCCUGAGCGCCCCGCGGAUGCCCUUCAUGCCGCAGCCGCCCCCAGGCCAAGCCCGGAGCCCCCCUCUGCGCCUCCUGCCCCUCGGCCGGCCGUGAAAUGCUCCAGGAGAAAAGCCUGUCUGAAACCGAGGAAGGGUUUCCAACAGCCCCCGCGCCCGGCCAUGCGGACACCUCCGCCGGCUCCCCCGUCCUCGGCGUAGCCGGGGGGAGCACCACGCCGCUCAGCAGCCCGCAGCUCCCCGACCCUGAGCAGACAAUAGAAAAUAUCAAAGUCUAUCUCCAUGAGAAGGAGCUAUGGAAGAAAUUUCAUGAAGCUGGCACAGAAAUGAUAAUAACCAAAGCAGGCAGGAGGAUGUUUCCCAGUUACAAGGUCAAAGUGACUGGAAUGAACCCCAAGACCAAGUACAUUUUGUUGAUCGACAUCGUCCCGGCCGACGACCACCGGUACAAAUUCUGUGACAAUAAAUGGAUGGUGGCCGGGAAGGCCGAGCCGGCCAUGCCAGGCCGGCUGUACGUGCACCCCGACUCCCCGGCCACGGGAGCCCACUGGAUGCGGCAGCUGGUGUCCUUCCAGAAGCUAAAACUCACCAACAACCACCUGGAUCCCUUUGGACAUAUCAUCCUUAAUUCAAUGCACAAAUACCAGCCCCGGCUGCACAUUGUGAAGGCGGACGAGAACAACGCGUUCGGCUCCAAGAACACGGCUUUCUGCACCCACGUUUUCCCAGAGACCUCCUUCAUUUCAGUCACCUCCUACCAGAACCACAAGAUAACCCAGCUGAAAAUUGAAAACAAUCCCUUUGCCAAGGGGUUCCGGGGCAGUGACGACAGCGACCUGCGCGUGGCACGGCUCCAAAGCAAAGAAUACCCAGUAAUUUCCAAAAGCAUCAUGAGGCAGAGGUUGGUGUCCAGUCAUGGCCAGCUGUCAGCAAAGCCAGAUGUUAACCCACUCCAUGGGAAUCACCAGACCCUUCAGCAUUAUCAGUAUGAGAAUGGUGCUCACAUGCAGUUUGCAGCUUCGGAUACUCAAGAUCUGCCACUCAACACCUUCACAGCACAGAGAGAUUCAGGGCUCUUCUACCAUUGUCUAAAAAGAAGAGAAAGCGCUCGGCACCUGGACCUGCCCUGCAAACGCUCCUACCUGGACGCCUCAUCCUCGGUGGGGGACGAUCACUAUUUCCGCUCGCCGCCGCCCUACGAGCAGCAGAUGCUGAGCCCGUCCUACUGCGGCGAGGUGGCCCCGCGGGAGGCCUGCAUGUACUCUGGCUCCGGCGCCGACAUCGCCGCCGUCUCGGCCGUCGACGAUCUGCCGCCCCCGCCGCCCCCCCUGAGCUGCAAUAUGUGGACUUCAGUCGCACCUUACACCAGCUACAGCGUCCAGACAAUGGAGACUGUCCCCUACCAGCCCUUCCCUCCUCACUUCACCGCCACCACCAUGAUGCCGCGGCUCCCGGCCAUUGCGGGCCAGGGCUCGCAGCCGCCGGGCAACGGCCCCUUCAGCGUGUACAACCAGCUGUCCCAGUCUCAGGUCCGGGAGCGCGUUCCCGCCUCGUCCUUCCCCAGGGAAAGGGUGCACCCGUCCGUGUGCGAGAGGAAACCCCCCUCCCCGCACCUGAACGCGGCCAACGAGUUCCUGUACUCACAGAGCUUCUCCCUGUCCAGGGAGUCGUCGCUGCAGUAUCAUUCAGGGAUGGGGACUGUGGAGAACUGGACUGACGGGUGACCCCAGGGCCCAGCGAUGCCUCAGCCAACGUUACUGCUCCAGGACAGUGUUUAAUCAGUGUUGAUACCUGUGGGUAACUUGCACUUCAGUGAGACACAUGUGCAUUUCCAGAGGGAUUUGUGUGGGUGAAGAGCUUGUAUCUUCAGGCACACAGAGAAUUCCAUCUCCUGUCCCAGUGGGUUGGAUUCAUCAGGCUCUUACUAACUCCCAAAUAAAUUCAUUCUCAUGUCUUCAUCCGGUAGAAACCAUCUUCAUGACUAAUGAGUGAUGUAGCUAGUCAUGUUCUUUUGCUUGUAAUGUUAAACAUCCGUGAGCAAAUUUUGGCUAUUUGGGAAAAAUAUGAGCUUCACUUUUACGGUCCUUGGCUCAUGAAGCCACAAUCUCCCAAAACUCCAAGGAAAAACCCAUUUGAUCGGUUGCAUAACUCAAGGACUGCCAUGGCAGCACUUCUGUAGCCCUUUUGAUCUGUAGAGAUUCCUUGUUCCUCUGGAAGCGAGGGAGCAGUGGGAGCACGGGGGCCGGCAGGAGCGCGGGGUCCAGGAGCUGCGGGGUCCAGGAGCUGCGGGGUCAGGGAGCUGCGGUGCCGCCCCGGCGCCUCCCAGGCAGCGCAGGGUCCGUGCCACGGGCACAGAGGAGAAGGCACGGAUGCACAAAUGUCUCUUCUUGCCCCCACACCGCCGUCGGUCCUGGCUGUGGGAAGCAAAGAAGUGAAGAGUUAAGCCCGAGGCCAAACAGCAAAUUAAUUGCAGCAUUAGGAACAGACCCAGUGUCUUCAGACUCCCAUCCCUUGAUUGAAUCACACUUGCUUAUUGCAAUAUAUUUAUGAAGUUUAAGCUUAAAAGUCGCUAAUACUUUCCAGAACCAAUUUCUGUAUUUGCUGGUCCUUGAUUUCUUUCGUAUUCAGCUGAAACGUGCCUUUUGUGCUAUGUUCUUUUCUUUUGCAGCUAACUCAGACAGAAUUGUUUUCAGCCUAAAGGAGGCCUAGAGGAAUGUUUUCUCAAUGGCGGGGUGGGGAGGGAAGAGCUCCCAAGACCUGUCAGGCUCUACAGUGUACAAAUCUUUGUAGAACAGGUCAAAUCUGUAACCAGUGUAUUCAUUGCUCCUUUUGUUUACUGUGGAAGUGUCCAGAGCUGAUUCCUUCAGGCUGGCUUUGCCCUCUGCAGUGUCCCUGUGAGUUGCUGAGGGGGGGUCGGUCACAUUGGUUGGAUCUGAUGAUCUUAGAGGUCGUUUCCAACUUCAGUGACUCUGUAAGGAGGCUGACACUCACGUGGCGAGGCAGUGGCAUUCCUUCUGGGACAAAACUCCACUGCUCUCACUCACAAAGCUCCUGUCCCAGUCCGGCCUGCAGUGUCCAUCCUGCUGAGCUCCCAGGCAAUGCUGCCAAGGGACGGUGACACAGAGGUGAUGCUGGAGUUUGGUUCCACUGAAGAGCACAAUAUUCAAGCUUUAGUCAUUGCACAGUGGGGUUUUUUUAAUUCUUCCCACUGCUUCCCAAACGAGCAAAGGCAAAAAGCUGAAAUCCAGGUUUGGAAGUCGGGAAGUGCUUCUGUGUUUUGGUGAAUCCAUCCCAGGAAGGAGCCCGCUGGAUGAGGGUGGCCGUGACACAGCCCCGAGGUCACAUUUCAACCAGGACAGUUCCCUGCACCUACUCAGCAGAAUUCGUGUGUGACUGGUGUGGAUUUUGUAACCAGAUUUUGGAAAUCACUACAAUUUUUGCAUGCUGAAUAGCUAUUUAUAUACAUAUAUAUUUUAUAUAUAUAUAUAUAUAUAAAAUUAUAUAUAUCACAAAUGCAGGCCACGUGUCCAAUUCAGCUUUGCUUUUGACAAAUGAAAUACUUAAUAAAAAUGAAUGUUGCAAAGGGGUUUUUUUUUUUGGAAAGACAUCUAUUUAAGAUUUUUUUUUUAUUACACACCUUUGAUGUAAAAACUAAGAAUUGGUUAGAUAAAAAAAACAUAUACUACAGAUAAAUCUUUAUUAGAAACCACAGUAGAUACAGGCAGUAUGAAAUUUUUAAAUGUUUGUUACAUAGCAUGGACAUUUUAUUUUACAUAUCAAAACAUAAAGUCAUUUUACUACUA
Corvus hawaiiensis (hawaiian crow) is the source of this 3860-nucleotide messenger RNA. It is a transcript of the gene TBX4, whose product is annotated as T-box transcription factor 4. NCBI's taxonomy places the organism in Eukaryota, Metazoa, Chordata, Aves, Passeriformes, Corvidae. Gene Ontology annotation, biological process: regulation of transcription by RNA polymerase II; cell fate specification; angiogenesis. Gene Ontology annotation, molecular function: RNA polymerase II cis-regulatory region sequence-specific DNA binding; DNA-binding transcription factor activity, RNA polymerase II-specific. Gene Ontology annotation, cellular component: nucleus. The transcript has 9 exons. Bases 156 to 1781 code for a protein of 541 amino acids. The record is from RefSeq and is a predicted model, not a curated record.